GUUUUACCGGACCGGUUCAGGAUGAUGCUUUCAUUUAACAAUAGGCGAGUAAAGCUAAACGUUGAUGUAAACCUGUGACAACCUCUUAACAUGGGCAGCGCCAUCUUUUCUCCCCUCGGAAGCCUUCUUGUCCGUGUACUUGUAUAUUCCGGAGCUGUUUACUUUCAGUAGCUGGGGAAUUUCUGAAGAAAAUCAUGUGAAAUGGAGCUCCAGGAAAAAGUAUCUGUUCCGAUAUUUACAGAAGUAGAUAAGGACGUGUUUCUGCGAGACAUUUAUCCAGAGCGCAGCCCAGCCGUGCUGAGAGGCGUGUGUCUCGGUCCGUGUCUGGAGAAGUGGACGGUUGAAUACCUUGGACAGAGAGGGAGAGACAAGGAAGUGAAGAUUCACGUAUCUACUGUUCCGCAGAUGGACUUCCUUCACAAAAACUUUGCGUACAAGACUCUGCCAUUCAAUGAAUUUGUGAAAAGAGCAUCUGAAAAGAAACACUCAGACUUCUUCCUGUGUGACGAGGAGAGCUAUUAUCUUCGAUCACUGGGAGAAGACGUAAGAAAGGAACCUGCUGAUCUGAGCAAACAGUUCCCGGACUUGGCGGAGGAUUUUCACAUCCCACACUUCUUUGAACCCGAUCAGUUUUUCUCCAGUGUCUUCCGCAUCAGCUCCUGUGGCCUGCAGCUGUGGACACACUACGACGUGAUGGAUAACCUGCUGGCUCAGGUGACGGGGAUGAAGAGAGUGGCUCUCUACAGCCCCCAGGAUGCAUUGCACCUCUACCUGUCAGGUGAUAAAUCAGAAGUCGUGGACAUCGACUCCCCAGACCUGAAGCGCUUUCCUGAGUUUGUGAAGGCAAAGAGAUACGAGUGUGUGCUGGAGCCUGGAGAUCUGCUUUUUAUCCCUGCCCUGUGGUUCCACAACACCCUGGCCCUGCAGUUUGGUGUGGGGGUGAAUGUGUUCUGGCGCCAUCUACCUGCUGACAGCUACGACAGGAAGGACCCGUACGGUAACAAAGACCCUGCGGCUGCCACUCGAGCCCUGCAGGCCCUGGAGAGAGCCCUGCACACUCUGGAUGAGCUCCCCGCAGAUUAUCGGGACUUUUAUGGCCGCCGUAUGAUACAGCGCAUCCAACAGCGGACGCACUGCGACACAACUACACAGCACAGCACGUUACCCAGCAGUCAGUUCACCAAACCAGGAUGAGAGCAAUAAAACAUCUGGAAGUGUGAAUGAACUUUGAAUUUACACAACAAAACAUCAACAGGCUUUAUUUCCAGGAGAGGCAGUAACCUUAAUGUCUCAGAAGAAAUAGCCAGUAUACAGUAGCUUCCCUGCGGAGACAUUUCCACUCAUGCAUUUUCCUCAAAUUGCAAAGAAAUGAUUUUGGCUAAUACAUUGCAUAAAGAUAAAUUACAAAGCUUUUUUGAUGCAUCAGCAAAAUGAUAUUUAAAGAGUCCCUGUAUCUAGUGUUCCAGCUGCAGCAGCGCUCCUCGCAUGCUUCUGACAUUUCUGCACUUCAGUGUUCUUAAUUAAUGUGGAGUUUGAUGCACACGGCGUGCUGCAGAACUCUUCUGACAUUUACCUUCACCAGGGGGGGUGUAUGGGGUUCUUUAAGUUUCUCUAUACGUCAACCUGUCGUGUUACUUAGAGGAAUCCAUAAAUCAUAAGAUAUUAUAAUCAUCUUUUCUAAAAUAAAGAGUAAAUAUUGUAUUUUGUAAACAC
Molecule: messenger RNA, 1713 nt
Organism: Cottoperca gobio
Lineage: Eukaryota; Metazoa; Chordata; Actinopteri; Perciformes; Bovichtidae
Gene: tyw5
Product: tRNA-yW synthesizing protein 5
Exons: 9
Coding region: 202-1194 (330 amino acids)
Biological process (GO): wybutosine biosynthetic process
Molecular function (GO): tRNA binding
Source: RefSeq, a predicted model, not a curated record